CCCGCCUCCCAGGCGGUGGCGACAGCGACAGCAGCCACUACGAGUCGUACGGAGAGGAGGAAGAGGAGGAGGAGGAGGAAGGCGUGACGGACCGGGCCCAUUACCUGCGCUGGCCAGCGGCCCCCAGCGCCGAGGCCGAGCCCCCCGGGCGCCCGCAGCCGCAGCUCUGCGGCUUCCUCUGGAGGAAGCGCUGGCUCGGGCGGUGGGCGAAGCAGCUCUUCAUCGUCCGGGAGCACGUGCUGCUGUGCUUCAGGUGCGCCGCUGACCUGCAGCCGGUGCUGGAGCUGGACCUGCGCGGCUGCCGGGUCACCUACAAGGACAAGCGGGGCAAGAAGAUGCCCCACGCCCUGAAGGUGACGGGGACGGCGGGAGAGGCGCUGGUCAUCGGCUUCCAGAGCCGGCAGCAGGCUGAGGACUGGAGGAAGGUGAUCGAGGAGGUGAGCAGCGAUGCCCCGAGCGGGCUGGCAGCCCUCAGGGGCCCCGCGUCCCCUGCCCCCAGGCUCAGCAGGCUCGCCAAGGAGGACGAGGAGGAGGAGAACCGCUCCCGGCAGAGCCCUGCCCGCAGCCCGCGGCCCGGAGAGGACGCCAGAGGAGGGUUCCUGGCCGUGCGGCUGCGCGGGCGCUGGCAGCGCCUGUGGUGCGCGGUCCGGCACGGAGCCCUGCGCAUGUUCCCGGAGCCCGGCGCUGCCCAGCGCCCCGUGUGCGCCCUGCGCCUGGACGGCUGCGAGGUGACCCCCGGGGCGGCCCCCGGCUCGCCCCAAAACCUGCGGAUCCGCAUCGCCCAGCGCGGCCGGGAGCUCGCCCUGCUGCAGGAGCACCCCCUGAGCCCAGACCCUGCCCCACACCAGGCCCGUUCGGACGAGGAAAGGGAAGCCUGGCUGAAGACCCUGCAGGCCAGGGGAGGAGUGGAGCCGAAGAAGGCGGACGGGCCCCCCCCGAGACCCCCCCGGCCGAGCAGCCGCCCCGCUGCCGGGGGGCUGCUGCUGCGCCGCGUCCCCACCCCCAACGCGUACAUGGACGAUCCCUUCGGGCAGCCCCCGGCUGGGAGCCCCAAACACCUCUACUCCAACGCGGAGCGGCUGCAGCAGCUGCAGCAGAGCCUGGACCGGGCAGCGCCGGGGCAGCGGCCGAGAGCCGUGUCUGCCCUGCCCUGCGGUGCCAGCAGCCCCGCCCCGGGCCGUGCCCGGCCCGCGCAGGCAGCCCCAGCCGCUCUCCGGGCCCGGCCUGCCAGCGCGCAGCUGCCGAAGGACAGCCCGAGCCCGCAGAGCAGGGGCUCCUCCCUCGCCCAGCACACGCUGCCCCUGCCCCAGAGCCUGCCCCCGAGCAGGGGCCCACGGGAAGGGCGGGAUGUGCUCGUCGGGAAAAGAGCCUUUCCCAGGCUGGAGGAGAAGGUGGGGCAGCUGGAGCGGGGCGUGAAGGGCAGGCUGAAGGCCGGCUCCGAGAUGAACCUGCUGGCGCUCGGGAAGUCGCUGAAGGGGCACAUCGCCGCCACCGCCAGCUCGGCUGGCUCCGAGGGAUCAUUCCUCAGGCCACUGCUGAAGCGCACCACCUCGGCCAGGAGCGCCAUGAGGCCGCCGCCGUCCCCGGUCGUGGCGGGGAAGGGAAAUGUGAUGAGGAAGACAAAGGAGUGGGAGAUGAAGUCUGCGAUGUGAGCACGGAGCGGGAGCCUCCCGGAGACCAUCGGGCCGCACGUGGAUCGUGCGGGACCAGCCUGGGAUCAGCCUGGAAUUUGAAUGUAUCCGUCACUAUCAGCGCUACAACUACGCACAUCUAUUUUUGUAUCCAGAUAUAUCGACACACACCUAUCAGCUCUCCACCCGGGGGCUUCCCUGCCGCGUCCCCACCCGUCCCAGCGCCUCGGUUUUGGGGUAAAAAUCCCCGGGUACAACUUCAGGAGCUGCUGGCUCUGUCCCCAGUGUGGGCACCCCGAAUUUCCAGGGGUGGGUGUGGGCAAACCCUGGGGGGCACGGGUUUGGGAGCACCCGAUUGUCCAUUCCCUGGAGUCAGCGGGACCCGGGCUGGGCCCUGGGUGCAUUUCCAGCAGCUGUGCUUGUCAGGGCUUGGGUUUAAUUGGAGAAAAUUGUUUUUUAGAGAAUUAAAGAAAAAAU
Passer montanus (Eurasian tree sparrow) is the source of this 2108-nucleotide messenger RNA. RefSeq names its product actin filament-associated protein 1-like 1. The transcript has 12 exons. Gene Ontology annotation, cellular component: cytosol. Lineage: Eukaryota; Metazoa; Chordata; Aves; Passeriformes; Passeridae. Gene Ontology annotation, molecular function: SH2 domain binding; SH3 domain binding. The record is from RefSeq and is a predicted model, not a curated record. Bases 336 to 1652 code for a protein of 438 amino acids. Gene Ontology annotation, biological process: positive regulation of DNA-templated transcription; inflammatory response; positive regulation of epidermal growth factor receptor signaling pathway.